Messenger RNA from Lycium ferocissimum, 4169 nucleotides. Its product is annotated as exocyst complex component SEC5A-like. Gene Ontology annotation, biological process: Golgi to plasma membrane transport; exocytosis. Gene Ontology annotation, cellular component: exocyst. The record is from RefSeq and is a predicted model, not a curated record. Bases 190 to 3432 code for a protein of 1080 amino acids. The transcript has 22 exons. NCBI's taxonomy places the organism in Eukaryota, Viridiplantae, Streptophyta, Magnoliopsida, Solanales, Solanaceae.
UAUAGAAAUGGUCUUUCAAUUCCUUUAUUUACGGUGACACCUUUCCUCCAAAACACAAGAUCAACGAAAAUAGUUGCGCUUUUCCAUACUUCUCAACAUGGCAUAUCUAAUGGGACAAUCAUUUACCAUCUCCAAACAUCAAACAAAAUUCUCAACGUACAAAACAUACAUACGAACUGAUCAUAAAAAAUGUCAAGUGACAGUGAUGAAGAUGAGCUCUUACAAAUGGCAUUACAAGAGCAAGCAACAGGCAAAAAACCACCAGAGCAACCGCCAAUGCCGAACCCGAAGAGCACCAGCAGAGGAAGUACUGGUGGUGCAACGCGGAAUAGAAAAGUGCAGCAGAAGCAGAGGAAAGGAGUGGAAGAGGAUGAAGAUGAUUCGGACUUGGAGAUACUCAGCAUUUCAUCUGGGGAUGAUCAGGAACAAUCGUCGUCUAAGGAACGUAGUAAAGGAGUGUCGAAAAGAAGGGCAGCAAGUAGAGGAGGGAAGGAUGAUGAUGAAUUGUGGCAAGGUGGUGAACCUGAUUGCUGGAAGCGCGUUGAUGAAGACGAGCUAAGACGUCAUGUUCGGGAGAUGAGGGAGACUAGAGCAAUUCCAGCCACUCAAAUUAAGGCUGAGGAGGAGAAGAUGGCAUUGGCAAAGAAGGCACUUCAGAGUUUGCAGUCUUUCCCUCGUGGAAUGGAAUGCAUAGAUCCUCUAAGAUUGGGGAUAGUUGACAAUAGAACAUUAAGGAUGAUCAGUGAGCACUCAUCAAGUUCCCCAUCUGUAGGUGAUAAGGAUCAUGUAGACCCCAAAACACGCGAGAGGUUGAAUUAUUUCUCUGAGAAGUUUGACUCAAAGUUGUUUCUAUCCCGAAUCCACCAAGAUACUAGUGCAGCAGAGUUAGAGGCAGGUGCUAUUUCUUUGAAAACUGAUCUUAAAGCACGUAUGCAACAGAAAAAACAAUUGGUCAAAGAGAAUUUUGAUUGCUUCGUAUCUUGCAAAACGACGAUUGAUGAUAUUGAAUCAAAGUUGAGACGCAUUGAGGAAGAUCCUGAAGGUUCUGGAACUAAACACUUAUAUGAUUGUAUGCAAGGAAUCAAUUCAGUUGCUAACCGUGCUUUUGAGUCACUAUUUGAAAGACAGGCUCAAGCUGAGAAGAUAAGAUCUGUUCAAGGAAUGCUUCAGAGGUUCCGAACAUUGUUUAACUUGCCAAGUACCAUUCGUGAAAGCAUUAGUAAGGGUGAAUAUGACCUGGCAGUGAGGGAGUACAGGAAAGCGAAGUCAAUUGUGCUGCCUUCUCAUGUAGGAAUUUUGAAGCGUGUCGUUGGGGAGGUUGAAAAAGUUAUGCAAGAGUUUAAAGGCAUGCUUUACAAGUCUCUGGAAGAUCCACAUAUUGAGCUGACAAAUCUUGAAAAUAUAGUGAGGCUCUUGUUGGAGUUGGAACCUGAAUCAGAUCCUGUAUGGCACUACUUAAAUAUACAGAACCACAGAAUUCGAGGCUUGCUUGAGAAAUGCUCUUUAGAUCACGAAGCAAGGAUGGAGAAUUUACAGAAUAAGAUGAGAGAAAGAGCUUUAUCUGAUGCAAAAUGGAGGCAAAUUCAGCAAGAUCUGAACCAUUCCUCAGACAUUGAUUACUCUGCAUCUCUUGGAAGUACACAUCUUCCUGGUGAUUCGGAACCAUUAGAGAUGGCCGGUGAACAAGGUGAUGCUCUUAGAGGAAAAUAUAUACGUAGGUUGACUGCUGUUGUUAUCCAUCAUGUGCCUGCCUUCUGGAAAGUUUCUGUUUCGGUUUUCAGUGGGAAAUUUGCAAAGGGUUCCCAAGUGUCUUCUGAUUCAAAUGUCAAUGUCUCUGCAAAGAAAACUGAAGAAAAAGUGGGAGAUGGAAAGUAUUCAAGUCAUUCUCUUGAUGAAGUUGCUGGGAUGUUGCAGAGUACUUUAUCAGCUUAUGGAUCCGAGGUUCAGAACACAUUUCGGGAUCUUGAAGAAUCAAAUAUUCUUUGCCCGUACAUGAGUGAUUCCAUAAAAGAGAUAUCUAAAGCAUGUCAUGCUUUUGAAGCCAAAGAAUCAGCACCUCCAGUUGCUGUUACGGCAUUGCGCACACUUCAGUCUGAGGUCACAAAAAUUUAUAUAUUGAGGCUCUGUUCUUGGAUGCGUACUACAACUGAGAAGAUAUCAAAAGAUGAGACCUGGAUCCCAGUAUCUAUUUUAGAAAGGAACAGAUCUCCAUAUACAAUUUCUUCCUUGCCUCUGGCUUUCCGUUCAAUUAUCACAUUUGCAAUGGAUCAGAUCAAUUCAAUGAUUCAGUCUUUGAGGAAUGAGGCUAUGAAGUCAGAGGACAUAUUCUUGCAGCUUCAAGAAAUUCAGGAAUCUGUUAGACUUGCCUUUUUGAACUGUUUGCUUAAUUUUGCCGGCCAGCUGGGCCACACUGGCAAUCAGCUUCUGAACGAAUAUGACAGAGAAAGUUUACAUUUUCAAAACGGACAUGCUGAACCAGAAGAAAAAUCAUCGGAUCCUCUUCCAGGAAGUAUAGUUGAUCCACAACGGCAAUUGCUGAUGGUCGUAAGUAAUAUUGGAUUUUUCAAAGAUGAACUUGCUCAUGAAUUGUGCAGCAAGUACAGACGAACUUGGCUGCAGUCGAGGGGCAAGGAUGAAGAGGACAGUGAUAUGCAAGAUCUAAUUGAGUCUUUCUCUGGGCUUGAAGAAAAUGUUCUUGAGCAGUAUACUUUGGCAAAGACAAAUUUGUUUAGAACAGCUGCUGUAAACUAUUUAUUGGAGGGUGGUGUACAAUGGGGUGCUGCACCAGCAGUUAAGGGGGUACGAGAUGCUGCAGUGGAUUUGCUACACACUUUAGUUGCUGUACAUGCAGAGGUAUUUGCUGGUUGUAAGCCUCUGCUGGAUAAGACACUUGGUAUUCUUGUUGAAGGCCUAAUAGACACUUUCUUAAGCCUUUUUCAUGAAAACCAAGAUACAGAUUUUGCAGUAUUAGACGUGAAUGGCUUUUGUCAGCUUAUGCUUGAGCUUGAUUAUUUUGAGACCAUAUUGAACCCUUAUUUCACACAUGAAGCAAGGGAGUCUCUAAAAAAUUUACAAGGGGUCCUCUUAGAGAAAGCAACUGAGAGUGUCCCAGACACUAUUGAGACUCCAAGUCAUAGUCGCCGGCCAACACGUGGAAAUGAUGAUGUACUUCAGGAUGAAAUGCAGCAAGGGGGGACUAUAUCACCGGAUGACCUGAUUGCUCUUGCGCAGCAGUAUAGUUCUGACCUACUUCAAUCUGAACUUGAGAGGACUCGAAUCAAUACAGCAUGCUUUGUGGAGUCAAUUCCUCUGGAUUCUGUCCCAGAUUCAGCAAAAGCAGCUUAUGCUUCUUUUAGAGGAUCAACAGAUUCUCCCGGUAGAGGAUCUCAAAAUGUUGGACCCGCGAGCUACUCCAAGCAAAGACGCAGAUAGAUCAGAAGUAUCCAUUUUCUUUUCUCGAAGUCUACUCCAAUAAUGCUUGUGCAGUUGAUUUAUAGUAAAUUUACAUUCUUUUAUCGGAUGGGAGGGACAUUUUGCUAAUAAUUUAACUAUAAUCACAGCUUCAUUUUAAUUUCAGCGUUGCUGAUAAUGAAACCAUAAUCACAGUCCUCAUUAUAAAUUAGUUGGCUUUUCCAGGUUGAGUUGAUUUUAACAGUAUCAAGGAUGAUUAGCAGUUGGAUGACAGUCAUGUCCUAUGUAUAAUGUGUUCCGGUUUUCGUUCCAUAUUUCAAGCUGCACAGUGGGGCGCUUCAUUUAGCUGUGAAACACAUAAUCUUCUUGGAGAAAGGAUUGGUCUUCAUUAAAUCAGCAUAAUAAUGAUGGGAAAACUAGGAAUUGCUCCUUGGAAAUAUGUUAUUCUCAAAAGCCCAUUCAGUUUCUGCAUUUUCUUGCCAGAAAGUCGAGGUGAAACUGGAGAGUUACUUGCAGUUUCUCUUGUUUCAUCAUCCAGUUCAUGCAAUGGUACAUCCUUCUUAAACUUAGUGAUGGUAUUGAAAGUUGCCAUCGUUCAUGCAAUAUGUGAGCAGAAAAUACUUUUGAUAUUGCACAAUUUUGGGUUUCAUUUUUCAUUUUUCAGAUUCACUAAGCAUUUGUAAUGAAGGAAAUGUUCCUACAUAGUAUAUACUCGGUAGGAAGGGCGUUAAAGUUUUAUGAAGCUACUUCUUGUUUUA